Drosophila willistoni is the source of this 2605-nucleotide messenger RNA. RefSeq names its product probable serine/threonine-protein kinase roco9 (gene bnl). Gene Ontology annotation, molecular function: fibroblast growth factor receptor binding; growth factor activity. The transcript is spliced from 5 exons. Gene Ontology annotation, cellular component: cytoplasm. The coding region runs from base 77 to 2428 and encodes 783 amino acids. The record is from RefSeq and is a predicted model, not a curated record. Lineage: Eukaryota; Metazoa; Arthropoda; Insecta; Diptera; Drosophilidae. Gene Ontology annotation, biological process: regulation of cell migration; animal organ morphogenesis; positive regulation of protein phosphorylation.
AACAAAAACAAAACACACAAAAAUACAAAACGAAAAACGAACGAAAACUCUUGUGAAAUUGAAGUUGUAAUCUUUGAUGCGAAGAAACCUGCGUUCGUAUUGGAGGGCCCUGGCGGUGCUGGGCGCCCUCCUUUCAUUUAUCUUAGCCUGGGAAGGUUUAGUGUCUGCCAAGCCAGCGCUUACAACAAUAACACCAACAACAGCAGUAACGAUGUCGAACCAAUUUGAAAAUAAUAUAACAAACAAUAAUCAUUUAUCUUCUAAUAUUAGUAGUAAAUUGCAAAGUGAUCAUAGUCAUAGUGAAUCAAUAACAAAUCUACAACAAUCACAAUUACAACAAAAUCAAAGUAUUAGUGCUGAAUUUAAUGAAACAACAACAACAAUAACAUCAACCCAAACUGCCAUAUUCAAUAUUACUUUAAAUGAUCUUAAUCGGCACCAAAUCAAUACAGAGCGAAUUCCCCAUACAGACAAUGAAGAUGAUAACGAUGAUGAUGAUGAUGAUGAUGAUGAUAAGAAUAAAAUGAUUCCUCUUGGAUUCUUAUUGUCAGCUGCUCCAGUCAGUGAACACUUAGCGAUACUUUCCCGAACUGAACGAAGCAUACGACAUCAGCAUCAGUCAAAGAAACAUAAUCACAAUCAUCAUCUUCAUCAUCAUCACCAACAGGAGCAACAGCAGCAACAGCUGCAGGCUGACAGCAGCAGCAGCGGCAGCAACAAUAAUAUCAUUGGUUCGAAAUCGAAAAGACUGAAUAACUCUAGAGAUAAUCUUAAUAAUCGCAACAAUAAUAAUGAUAAUAUUAAUAAUGAUAAUAAUAAACCAACUGUCAACAAUUUGGAUCGCAAUGAACGAUCAACGCAUCUGGCCAAUCCCAGCAGGAAAAUGCAAUUGUAUGUUAAGAAUCAUAUAUUGCAGAUCCUGCCAGAUGGCACUGUCAAUGGAACACAGGAUGAGCAGAGUGAAUACACAAUUCUUCAACGUUCUACAGUCGAUGUGGGACGGAUUAAGAUACAAAGUGUGGCCACCUGUUUAUAUCUGUGUAUGGAUGCCUGUGGCUCUAUCUAUGGCUCGAAAGAUUUCACCGACGACUGUGUAUUCAACGAGAACAUGGAACUACAUAACUACAAUACCUAUUCAUCUACAUACAAUUCGAAUGCUAGACGCGUAUUGUAUUUGGCGCUCAAUCGUUAUGGCGAACCGCGGCGCACACAAAUUCCGGCCAAUAGAUCAUUAGGCAAGUUGGCCACCUAUACAAAUGCCAUCACCGAAACGGUGCCGCAGGAGCGUGUAGAGCAAUUGAUAGCCAAGAAUUUCGGUGCAAAUCGCGUCAAGCAUGGCGUGCGCCAACUCUGUGAUACGGGCAAGCCGCUGAUUCAGCUGAUCGAUACGCUGCACUUUAAAGGGCGACCGCAUAGCAGUAGCAGUAGCAGUAGCAGUAGCAGUAGCAGCAGCAGCAGUAGCAGCGGCAGCAGUAGUAGUAAUAGUAAUAGCAAUAGUAGCAAUAACGUUCCUGUGCCUGCGGCUAGUGCCAGCAGCCUGAUUAGUAUUAGUAACAGUAGUCAAAGCGAGAGCGGCCAUAUUAUCUCUAGUAACUCUAGCAAUAGUAGUAGUAGUAGUAGUAGUAGCAAUAGCAGCAGCACUAAAAAGCGAAAAAAGUUGCGCAAAUGCAAGCCGCACGAAAGCGAAGAGGUUCACAAUUGUCAUAAGCGUCCAGCUAAUGCGGCAAGUGCUCUACGCAAACGUGGCCCAAAGGCUCAACGCUGCAAAGAACUGCGUGAAAAAGCAGCCGCUGAUGGCGGGCCUCCGCCCAAUUGUGGCAAGAAAGGUGGUGGCAAGCGGAAUAUGAAUAACAACAAUAGUCCAGCAGUGACAUCAAUGCAGCGUCCCAGAGCAGGAAAUACCUCUCCCAAUCUCAAUCCGCUACAUGCUUUAGGUAAAAAGAAGUCGGCCAAACUUGCUGGCAACGGUUCUGGUAAACAACGACCACAAGUUGGCUAUAAAAAGCAACAGCGUCUUAAUGCUUCCCAAGUGGGUGGCAAACGCAAGCAUCGUACCACAACUAGCACCACCACCACAACCACCACCACAACCACCACCACAAUGGCCAGUAGUUUGGCGACACCAGCUGACCUACAAUGGGAAAGUAGCUCUCCCCUGCCUGCUAUGGCUCUAAGCGAAACCAGUGAUCGCGUGGAGCGCAAUGUUCGUCGUCUGGACAGCGAGGAACAGGAGCCAGGCGAAGCCGAUGACGAUGAUGAUGAGGAGGAGUCAUCGUUUAUAGACGCCAGCUAUGAGGAUGCUGAAAUGGAGGCACAUGGACGCAGUGGCUCCGCAGCAGGAGCUGGCGAUGAUUCGCUCUACUACGAUUUACUAUUUUUUUGGCCAUUGUUGCUCCACUUUGGGCUACAGAGAACUUCGCUCUUGUGACACAAGUGAGAGAAAGAGAGAUGAUACAUUUUGGACCCACCGUUCUAUAGUUCCUGAUCUGAUACAUAUAUAUUUGCGUAUACUUAAUAAAUAAUCAUAAAAUUGUAUAUAAAUUUGGAUCAUAAUCUUUAUGUAGCUCUUAUAAUUUAAGACUGAAACAAAAAUAUGAAAAGAAAA